This is a messenger RNA of Fusarium redolens, 1041 nucleotides long. Its product is annotated as Alpha/Beta hydrolase protein. Lineage: Eukaryota; Fungi; Ascomycota; Sordariomycetes; Hypocreales; Nectriaceae. The coding region runs from base 1 to 1041 and encodes 346 amino acids. The transcript is spliced from 2 exons. Gene Ontology annotation, molecular function: hydrolase activity. The record is from RefSeq and is a predicted model, not a curated record.
AUGCGCUUCUUUCAACUUGCCCUCGCCUCAUUGGCUUCCGUCGUGGCAGCUACUUCAUCCUUUGACACUUGGGCUCACGGACGAGUGGCCCUGCAAGACGUUAGCAUUCACUUCCGCUACGCAGGAUCAGGACCCCCUCUUCUCCUAGUACACGGAAAUCCCCAGCACAGUCUUACGUGGCAAUUCAUCGGCCCUAUUCUUGCUCAGAACUACACUGUUAUUGCACCUGAUAACCGAGGCGCUGGUGACUCAAGCAUUCCUCCCGAUGGGAACUACACUGCCGCUGCAUCUGCAGAUGACCUCAAAGGCGUGCUGGACUUCCUGAAUAUCACUUCUGCGUAUGUGUUUGCGCAUGAUAAAGGUGUCGGAGUGGCAACUGCACUAGCCAUCAAGUAUCCAGAUCUUGUCAAGAGACUUGCUCUGGCUGAGUAUGUUCUUCCCGGCUUCACCUACGAACAAUCCUCAAACCCAGCGCCAUUCUGGGAUCUGUAUCAGAACUGGCAGUUGGCUUUCUUCCAAGUCCCCGAUUUGGCCGAGUUUCUCAUGUCAGGCAAAGAAAAGCAAUUCUUGCAGUGGUAUUUCUACCAUGGGAGUUACUCCGGCGUUGAGAGCUUUAGCGAAGAAACAGUCAACAGAUACACGAGCAGUAUCUCGAAGCCAGGGUUUUUGAGAGCUAUGCUUGGUCCGUUCUCAAGUUCGACUGUUUAUCAGGAUGGGAACUUCUUUAAGGCUGCGCUGAACGAUAGUCGUUUGAGCGUGCCACUGCUUGGAAUGGGUGGUGAGGCAAGCCUAGGAUUGAAGUCAGUUCUGCAACAAACGUUUGAGCCAGUUUCAUCUGAUCUUGAAAUUGAUGUCAUUCCAAAGGCUGGACACUGGGUUGCGGAUGAGAACCCUAGAUGGACUGCGAAAAGAGUCGCCAGGUUUUUUGGUGAAGAUGACGAUAGCCUGUCACAGGUUGACUUGGGUUACUUGGAUGAUUUGGUUACACUGGAUGUCGGGUUUUACGGUACCAGGAGGAACUUUGCGCUGGGUACUCAGUAA